CGCCGGGCUGCUCCUCCGGGGAAGUGCCUCAGGCGCCGUCCAGCCAGGCUUAGGCUGCCCGAAGCCGCCGCUUCUUCCAAGGCGCGCUCCGGGCCAGGGAGGGGACCGUGCAAGGAGGGAGAGGGCGGGGGCAGCGACGCGGCCCCGCCCUCGCCCGACGCCAUCCCGCAGGCUCCGCUGUGUUCGCUGCGGUAGCAGCUGUCCGAAUGAGAGCUCGGAGGCAGAGAUUGCGAGACCCCAGCCAAAGGGGGCGGUGCUCAAGUCGUCGCCUCAGCCUCUCAGGAGCCGGCCACGCAGGACGCCACCAAUCGCAGCGCGCUAGGCGGGACGUACCCAAACCACACAACCAAUUGGGUGAAAACCGACCGGCAGGUCUUCCUCCUUCUGCUCCAAUCAAAUGCACGGAAGGAAGAACCGGGGGUAUAGUUGGUGUCCAGCCAAUGAGGCGUCCGUGAAGAGCACUGGCUAUAGUUUCAACCAAUCAAUUACAAAGGAGGCUGAUGGCCCGGCCCCCCGUCUUUAAGCAUACUGUGACAUCCCCUCGAGCCUCCCUCAGCCAAUGGAAUUCGAAGAGGCAAUACGUGAAACUUAUUGACCAAUCAUUAACCAGACAACUAGAACGUAGCUAAUCACAGCAUGCAGAAUGGAGACGUGAUCUGCUGCUUCAUCAGUGAUUGAUCGCUUUUAUCACCAAUCAGGCAAACGGUGACGCCCCUUCGUAUUUAUGGCGGCAACGGUUGAAAUAAUUGAAUACCGAGCCAACCCCAGUGGGAUCAGAAGUAGCUACAGGGAUAAAGCCAACCCUUGACCUGCAUGGAUUCAGAAGCCACUGACACCUCUACACCAGCUUCCUCUCUCACUUAUCAGCCAGUGCUUGAUGCUGCAAAGGAAAGCAGCCCAAGAAGAAGCGGCGGAGCUCAUCCACGGAGGCCACGGAAGACAAGAAGGGCAGAGGAGAUUCCACCUCUAUCCAGAUCUUUCCUCCAGAACUGUGAAGGAUGUGGUGGCUCUGGGCCAGACCUGCCGGUACUUCUACGAGGUGUGUGACAGUGAGGGGGUCUGGCAGAGGAUUUGCCGCCGUCUUUCUCCUCGGCUGCGGGAUGAGAACUCAGGUGGCGGCCGGCCAUGGAAGAGAUCGGCCAUCCUCAACUACACCAAGGGCUUGUACUUCCAGAUGUUCAGCGGCCGCCGGCACUUUGUCAGCAAGACAGUUGCCCCGCUGCUGUCCCACGGCUACCGGAGGUUCCUGCCCACCAAGGACCAUGUCUUCAUCCUGGACUACAAUGGCACCCUCUUCUUCCUCAAGAACGCCCUGGUCUCCUCCACCAUGGGCCACAUCCAGUGGCGCCGUGCGUGCCGCUACAUGGUGCUUUGCCGCAGUGCCAAGGACUUUGCCACGGACCCCCGGAGUGACACUGGGUACCGCAAGUACCUGUAUGUGCUGGCUACCCGUGAACAGCCGGUCACUGCAGCCACGGGGCGCAGCAGCGAGGGCUCUGGCACAGCCACUGGCAGCGGCCGCCUCUGUGACUGCGUGGAGGUCUAUCUGCAAUCCAGUGGGCAGCGGGUGUUCAAGAUGACCUUCCACUUCUCCAUGAAGUUCAAGCAGAUUGUGCUGGUGGGACAGGAGACAGAGAGGUCCCUCUUGCUCCUGACAGAGGAAGGGAAGAUCUACAGUUUGGUGGUGAAUGAGACGCAGCUAGACCAGCCGCGCUCCUACACCGUCCAGCUGGCAUUGCGGAAAGUCUCCAAGUGCCUUCCCCACAUCUCCAUCCGCAACAUGCACUCGAACCAGAGCAGUGCUGUCUACCUGACAGAUGAGGGCACCGUGUACUUUGAGGUCCACUCACCUGGUGUUUACCGUGACCUCUUUGGCACCCUGCAUGCGUUCGACCCGCUGGAUCAGCAGAUGCCCCUGGCCCUCUCCCUCCCGGCUAAGGUCCUCAGCUGUGCCCUUGGCUACAACCAUUUGGGGCUAGUGGAUGAGUUUGGGCGGAUCUUCAUGCAAGGAAAUAACCGCUAUGGCCAGCUCGGCACAGGGGACAAGAUAGACCGUGGGGAGCCUGCACAGGUGCACUACCUCAAGUGCCCCAUUGACCUCUGCUGCGGCCUCAACCACACACUGGUGCUGAGCCAGAGUGGGGACUUCAGCAAGGACCUGAUGGGUUGCGGCUGCGGAGCUGGGGGGCGUCUGCCAGGGUGGCCAAAAGGCAGCGCCUCUUUCGUCCGGCUGCACACCAAGGUACCGCCCUGCGCCCGCCGUAUCUGCUCCACCCGCGAGUGCCUCUACAUGCUGUCCAGCCACGACAUUGAGGAGGUGCCUGCCUACCGUGAGCUGCCGGCCAGCAAGGCAGGAGUGGCGUCGAGCGACACGGAAGCCAUGGCGGCCCGAGCCUGCGAGGAGUACUUGAGCCAGCUGCACAAGUGCCCGACCCUGGAGGGGCGCAUGGCCAAGAUGAAGGAAGCCGUUGGCAGCAUGCCCCUCAUGACAUUCCAGAAGGACUUCUUUUGGGAGGCUCUGGACAUGAUCCAGCGGGCGGCUGAAGUCCGGGAAGCCCCUUCUUCCAGCUAGCUCGCAGAUCAUGGCUCCCUCUCACCCCAUUCCUCCUGUCCACCCCCACCCUUAUACACAUCAUGGAUCAUGAUUAACAGAUAGAGAAGACUUCACACUGAACAAUUGGGAGUAAAUAAACCACAAGCAC
Messenger RNA from Rhineura floridana, 2702 nucleotides. It is a transcript of the gene FBXO24, whose product is annotated as F-box protein 24. The record is from RefSeq and is a predicted model, not a curated record. Gene Ontology annotation, molecular function: protein binding. The coding region runs from base 878 to 2572 and encodes 564 amino acids. The transcript has 11 exons. NCBI's taxonomy places the organism in Eukaryota, Metazoa, Chordata, Lepidosauria, Squamata, Rhineuridae.